AUGAGGCUACCUCAUCUGGGCGUGCUCAUCGCGGUCCUGAGCGAGGUGAUCUCGUUUAACCUCGAGACGCGCCACUGGCUGGACAAACGAGGCCAACCCGGUUCCUACUUCGGUUACGCUGUUGCCGGCCACAUGCAGCGAACCGUUGGCCAUGGUGCGGUGGAAAACGUCACCCACUGGAUGCUGGUGGGAGCACCGUUAGGGCAAAACCUUCAGCCAGGUUCCAACCACUCGGGGGCACUUUUCCGGUGCCCGAUUACGGUUGCUGCCGAUGACUGCGAGCAGGUUGUCACCGAUGGUCGACGGACUGAUGACAUCGACGAUGAUGUGGCGGUUGGGUCGGACAGAUUGCCGGAAAUCCUGCAACCGCCUGGGGAUGAUGAAAUCAAGUCCAAUCAGUGGCUGGGUGUGACGGUGGAGACGGGUGGUCAACAGCACAAGAUCUUCGUGUGCGCCCAUCGGUACAUCAAGAUCAACAAUCCCCAGCAGUCGUACAGCACAGGUCCUACCGGGACGAGCUCAGCCGGUCUGUACCUCGGUCAAGGUGUCUGCUACGUGCUGUAUGAGGACUUCACGUUUGAUUUCGCGGUCGAAGUGUGCCGUGGACGAGCGAUCGAGCGUGAACAUCAGCAGUACGCGUUCUGUCAGUCUGGCACGUCCGGUGCAGUCUUACCGGAUGGAACUGCCCUCAUCGGAACGCCUGGUGCUAUGACCUGGAAGGGCACGUUGUUUAAUGUUGCGAUUGAGGGCGACUUUCUGUCCCGCGAUAAGUCUCAUUAUUUCGCGCCACAUGACAACGUGCACACGCCGGUACCGAACUAUAGUUACCUUGGGAUGGCGGUGACCGGUGGUCGGUUCUUUAACGGACAGAUGGCGUACGCAGGAGGGGCACCAAGGGCUGCUCAGGGCAACGGUGAGGUUGUCAUCUUCAUGAACCGCGAACGGAAUAGUCCCUUUGACCCGGUCGGUUCGCUGCGAGGUGAACAGUUUGGGUCCGGGUUCGGGAGCACCCUCGCGUCGGCUGAUGUCAAUGGAGAUGGCCUACUAGACCUGCUCGUUGGUGCUCCGAACUACUUCAACCGCACCGAUGGUGGCGCCGUGUACGUCUACCUUAACCUAGGUUCCAGCUUCGACCAGAAGUACAAGCAACGACUAACGGGACGGCUGGAGUCACGCUUUGGCACCUCCAUCACUAAUUGCGGAGACCUUAAUCAUGACGGUCUGGAUGAUGUCGCCAUUGGAGCACCGUACGAGUCGAAUGGUCGAGGUUGCGUUUACAUCCAUUUCGGUGUAAAGGAUGGUGCCUUAUCACCGGAACCAGUGCAAACAAUUGACCCAAGCGACCUGUUUCCGACCGGUGCCCGCACUUUCGGUAGCUCGUUGGCAGGUGGACACGAUCUGGAUGGUAACUCGUAUCCAGAUCUGAUCAUCGGUUCGUAUGGAAGUGACCGAGUAACCGCCUUAUUUGCUCGACCCAUCAUCAACAUUCGCACGUACGAGGAACCUAGUGAACCGAGUUGGAUCGAUCCGACCCGAUUCGGGUGCCCUGCUGAUCCGACCGCAAAUGCUACUUGCUUCACCUUCCAGGCGUGCAGUGCGGUAGAUGAUGCGUCGCUGAGCGAUGGCGAAGAAAUAGCUGACACAUCGCUUCCAUUGCGUUGCAACAUCCAAGCGGAAACGUUCUUCCUUGAGCGCAAAUUUUCGCGAGUGUACUUUGACGCUGGAGUAAAUGCUAGUACCAAUAGUAGCGAAUCCACCGUACCACGCACCAAUAUACUUCCAUGGCGGUUCCGGCUGCCAGUGAACGGGAAACCCAUCUGCCAUCAGGUGACGGCCUAUCUGAAAGAGGGUACUCGCGACAUCCAGAACCCGAUUCAGUUCCGCAUCACCUACACGCUAGAUGAAGAGCGUAGGCAGCAGUCGGCAAGAGCCCGCGGACGGAAGGAACGAGCCUUACCCCGGCUAGAACCGAUCCUGAAUCGGACCGCGGCUGAACGAACAUUCGAAGUCCCAUUCCAGAAGGACUGCGGCACGGAUGACAUCUGCCGGUCGGCACUUAACAUCCAGAGUGCACAGGUAGUUGGCUUGAGUGAGGGACGUACCGGUGAUGAUUAUCUGCUUGUGCUGGGGCGAGACCGCACACUGACGCUGGCACUGAACAUACAAAAUCAGGCCGAUUCGGCAUACGAAACGCAUCUGUACGUACGACAUGAUUCCUCGCUAAAAUACGCAGGCUCCAAGGGUUCAUCGGUUUGUUCACCGCACAACACCACGGUGGUCGACUGCAGCAUUGGCAACCCUCUGAAGCGUAACGGUGAGGUGCAGCUGUCACUUCGCUUCGAUGCCAGAUCGCUGGAGGAGUACGGAUUUAGCAGUGGUCCAAAUGGUGCUACACAACGGAUCGCACUGGCGGUGUUCGUCAACAGCACGUCGCAGGAUGCUGGUUUAAAAACGCACGCCCAGCUUAACCUGCAGGUCCAACGUAUGGCGAAGCUGACAUUGGCCGGUGUCGCUCAACCUGAGCAGGUAUUCUAUGGUGGUGGUGGCACCCCAAUUCUUGGUGAGAGUGCGAUCCGUACACUGGACGAGAUCGGUAUGUUGGUUAGACACACGUAUCAGAUCUACAACGAUGGUCCGUGGCGAGCGCCAUUCGUGAAGCUAAUGAUCGACUGGCCACUGCAGGUGUCGAACAACAAACCGCAGGGCAAGUGGCUGCUAUAUCUAGACGCGCAGCCUAUGCUAGACAUGUCGACCAACGGCAUCACAGGUGAUGGUCUCAGUCCGUGCGAAGUACUGCACAAGGACGAACCUGACGGUGCAGUUGUGGCAGGUGGCAAAAUGGUGUCUCUGGUCAAUCCGCUCGGCCUGCCGGAACGUGUCCCUGGUACGACUGGAACUGGCCCCAACAGUCGCUCUUUCGAAGGAGUCAAGCGUGCCCAACGCAUCCGGCGUGACCGGGCUAUGGUGUUACGUCCGACGAGCGCUGACGGUGCGGUACAGAUGGACUGCGCCACCAAGACGGCCAAGUGCGUGCGGAUCGUCUGCAACAUCCACGAUCUCGGUCCCAAGGCGCACGCUCUGGUUACGAUCACGGCUCGUCUCUGGAACGCGACACUUGUCGGUGACUAUGCAUCCGUCGAUGUCGUGCGGAUUGGGUCAAAUGCCCGUUUCACUGUGGAGGGGCUAGACAGACAUACGGAGACGGAACAACCGCAGGUGUUGACCGUACGCACUGAGGCGUUCCCCGAAAUGGGACCUCCGAUUGUGGCGAUGGAUAUACCGUGGUGGAUUAUAGCAGUUGCCGUCACUGUCGGUGUGCUGGUGUUAUCCGGCCUCAUCUACGGGCUGUCUCGGUGUGGGUUCUUCCGCCGGAAGCGCCAUCUUGGCGAGGAUCCUACGCUCAGCGGUAAUCUUGAACGGUGCCGAGGUCCUACCGGUGCCACGUACUACGAGCUAAACGACGCGAACGUUAGUGGUGGAACAGCCGAACGAGUUCCAUUUGUCGACCGGUACUCCAAAUCUUGA
Messenger RNA from Anopheles nili, 3525 nucleotides. It is a transcript of the gene mew, whose product is annotated as integrin alpha-PS1. Gene Ontology annotation, cellular component: integrin complex; external side of plasma membrane. The record is from RefSeq and is a predicted model, not a curated record. The coding region runs from base 1 to 3525 and encodes 1174 amino acids. The transcript has 8 exons. NCBI's taxonomy places the organism in Eukaryota, Metazoa, Arthropoda, Insecta, Diptera, Culicidae. Gene Ontology annotation, biological process: cell-cell adhesion; cell adhesion mediated by integrin; cell-matrix adhesion. Gene Ontology annotation, molecular function: integrin binding.